AUGGCUGCUAUCGCUACUUUAGCUCAUCGUGUACGAAUCGCGCUGGCAGAAACCAAUCUCGCGAAUGAACAAAGCGAAAUUGAUCUACAAAAUAAACCGUCGUGGUACACGGACAUAUAUCCCUUGGGAAAAGUCCCGACUAUUAAAUACGGAGACACGUUAUUAGCCGAGAGCUCAAUCAUCGUAGAGUUUAUCGCGGAAUUGGCUCAAGAGACUUCCAAUAUUCUUCCAAAGGAUUUGGUUCAACGAGCACAAGCACGGAUAUUUAUUGUUUUUUUUGGAAAGUUCUCGGGGUUGCUUUGGGCCUUAGUAAAAAACCAGGAUGACGAAAAAGUAAACGACCAACUAGUAAAACAAUCCCCCACCGGCCCUUACUUUCUCGGUGAAGCAUUCUCGAUUACAGAUAUCGCCGCGGCACCAUUCGUCGCGCGUCUAAACAUCUCACUUGAAGUCGGUAUUAUUCGUGGCAAUAUCAAGAUUCCCACAGGUGAAGGCUACGAGCGGUAUCAUCAGUGGGCUAAGUCGAUCACUUCACGUAAGAGUGUCAAGGAAACUUUACCAAUGGCUACGGAAUUGGUUACUGCUUACAAUCGAAUUAGGAAUCAGUCUUCGCAAGAGUAG
Molecule: messenger RNA, 621 nt
Organism: Ambispora gerdemannii
Lineage: Eukaryota; Fungi; Glomeromycota; Glomeromycetes; Archaeosporales; Ambisporaceae
Source: the annotation of a GenBank genome assembly